Patella vulgata (common limpet) is the source of this 9356-nucleotide messenger RNA. Its product is annotated as E3 SUMO-protein ligase RanBP2. Gene Ontology annotation, biological process: nucleocytoplasmic transport. Gene Ontology annotation, cellular component: nuclear pore; cytoplasm. The transcript has 36 exons. Gene Ontology annotation, molecular function: GTPase activator activity; protein binding. The record is from RefSeq and is a predicted model, not a curated record. Lineage: Eukaryota; Metazoa; Mollusca; Gastropoda; Patellidae. Bases 73 to 8664 code for a protein of 2863 amino acids.
UUUAAGAAACGUCGAAAAUUGAGUUUCAAUUUCUGUUUACCUAAUAAAUGUUCAUCCGGCAAAAAAGUAAAAAUGUUUAGGUCAAAGCAAGACGUUGACAGACAUGUACGUAACAUUCUGGACAGGAUCAAAGAUGAUAAAGAGAAAACAUCUAGAGGAUAUCAGAUAGCACGAUUGUAUUAUGAAAUUGGUGAUUAUGAGACUUCAAAAAGAUAUUUAACAAACUUCUUAAACCUAAGAGAAAAUGUGCCACAAGCCCACAAGUUACUAGGACAGAUUUAUGAAGCAACCAAUCAAAAAGAAAAAGCUAUUCAGUCAUUUCGAAGAUCAAUUGAGUUAGACAGUAACCAACAAGAUUUAGUAGCUAAAGUUGGAAACCUGUUUAUCAACCCUAGAGUUAAUAAGGUUGAAAGAGGAAAAGAUAAAGAUGUUGAUAAUAAUAUUAAAAGCAUUAGACAACUAAUAGCUGAGAAAAAAACUCAACAAGCCUACCACAUAAUACGGGAAGUAGAGAGUGAACAACUAUACCCCAGCAGUAGCAAGUGGUAUGAAUAUAUUGUCGAUGCCUUACAUAAUAUAAGGAAGGCAAUAGAAAAUGAUGAAAUAGAAUUAAUGAUAUAUCAUUUGAUGUCCCUGUUACGAUUGAGCUAUCUACAACUUUCUGCACAUGAAGAUGAUAAAUUUAAUCAGACUAUUUAUUUACUCAAUGAAGUAUUGUGGAUGGCAGAAAAUAUUCCUGAAAAAAGACCAGAGUGGAAAAUUCUGUUGGAGGAAAUUCAAGCACAGUUUUUCUACUUUGCUGGAAUAUUUCUUUUGAAAAGAGCUUUCUCGAAAAUUAUACCAUGGAAGGAGAUUGUACCAUUGGUAUCGAUGUGUUAUUUAACAAGCUGUAGUUAUACAUGUAUUAAACAGAUGGUCAACUGGUCAAAUCUUAUCAAGAAAGAUAAUAAAAUCUUCACUAAUCUCUUCGACUUUAGCAAUUACAGACUCACACAAGCAGGUCAUAUGCUUCAAGUGAUAGAUAAAAGUACAGCUACUAAACCGGUUUUACACUAUAUGCAUCAAUUAACUGCUACACCUUGGAGAAAACUUCUCUUUGAAUGUCUGUUUCCAUCCAGGAGAAGUGCAGUCGACAGAGAAUCGUUUAUUUUGUCGUCUAAAAAUAUUUCCCACCGCUCCCUGGUUAUACCCAACUCCAGUGAUAUUUUCAGAAACGAUGAAGUGGCAUGUCAUGUAUAUCCUGAUAGAUUAGCUGAAAUUGUGUGGAUAGUGUUACAAAAAUUUCCAAAUGGUGAUAUACAGUCAGAUUAUAGACUCAACUUAUUUCCUAAAUUAAAAUACAGCGUGCCCGAUCUGAAUAUUGUUUCUGUUGAAUCAUUAUGUCAACUUGAUAUUGAGUGUUUCCUGUAUGCAACAGUACGAUGUUCCUCAAUAAAAUUACAUGAUGAUAAAAGUAAUAAUAAACCAUUUUUGUGUCCACCAUCUAUUGAUGAUAGUCUGUGUACAAUGGAACAAGUAGAAUGGUGGAAAUUUGCUUUCUGCUUCUGUGUCAACAGUAACAUAACUGAUUUUGGUAAGAUGAGGCGUACAUUACAAAGGGGAUUAGAAAUUGUCCGUGCAGCUGAUAAUCAUGGAAUGUCUAUACACAUGUUGGUACAUUUAGCUCAGUGUAUGGAAGUAAAGGUUAAAGAUAUAGAGAGAACAGAUUAUACAAGUUCUCAGAUUAGUGCUAUAAGAGAUAGAGCUUAUCAUUUCUGGUAUAAUGCUCUAUUAUUGGUUGAACAAAUAGAAAGUUGUGGAUCACUAACAGUAGCUUCAUAUAAACAUCUAUUUAAUGAUGAUUAUAAUAAAACAUUAGAUUCAAAUGUUCUAUUAAAACUUAAAGAAGAGAUUAAACUAGCUGUUGCUAAAAGAUUGAAAGAAGAUGGAAUGUACGAAAUGGCUUUAGAUUAUUUUAAGUCAGUACCUUCUCCAUGGGCUUCUUACUACUCAUCUCAGAUUUACAGACAGCUUGGGGAAAAAGAAUCUGGAUCAGUUGAACAAAGGAAAUCCUAUCUAGAAAAUUCUCUGAAUGCUUUACAUCUUACCCUAGAUAGAUUACAGGGUGAUAAAAACCAUGAAUUAAAUCAAUACUUAUUUCCGUUUAUGAAUGAAGUAGAAUUGUUGAUUAAACAGACAGAUACAGAUACAGAUUUGGAAGAAGAUACUAACAAUAGUAGAUAUCAUACACCACAAGGCAAGGUAGAUAAUAAUCCUAACCAUCAAGUCUAUCAUAAUACAUCUACACCUAGUAAUCCAGUAUCAUCAUCCUCUAGAAGAUUAGAUAUGUCAACACAAGUUCAAGUACCGAAUCCAAAUGAGCAUCACUUACAACCCAGUCCUGAAAGACUUGAUUCACAGAUACGACAGUUAUCUCACUCACAGGAAUCAUUAUUAAAUGUUGUAUUAAAGAGAAAUGAAGAUUUAGUUAAAACGAAUUUAGAAUUAGUAGCUGGAUUAAAGGAAUGUAUGGAAACUAUUAGAGAACUUAAGUUUGAAAUGUAUCACAGAUCAGCUAUAUUAGGUGGAUUAAGUUCUGCUGCUACACCAAGAUCUUUUUCUACUAUAGCUUCUCCCUACCCUGCUGAAGUUUUAGCGAAUGAAAUGAUGAGUCCAGGCUACUUUUUAGAUCAAUCCAAACCUGGAGCCCAUCUCAUUACAACACCUCAACAUAUUACUAGAGAAAUACCAAUAAAUCCUAACCAAUAUUAUGAAGAAAACUUUGUACCACCAAUGGAUCAUAACUCGAUUCACAUGUCCCACAGACGAUUACCACCUAAUGUUGGAUUUAAUGAAAGCCACAUAUCUCAUCCAGGACCACAUGAUGAAUCAUCAGUACUUUCGAAAUUGCCAGGACCGGGGUUUUUUUCUCCUGUUUCCAUCAUAAACUCUGCCUCCCAUUACGAUGCUUCUAAGAAACUUCCUUUGUCUGCAAAUAAUCUGCAGUCUCCAGUACCAAAGAGUAAUGUUCCAGAUUCUUUGGCUUCCAUCAAUAUUUUGUUCUGUGGAAAGGUUUCGUACUGUAAUCAAGAAAAUGUCAUUCUGAAAAUGAUAUCUAUCGGCAAUCUAACUCAAAUUGUCAUUGAGUCUGUGUCCCAUCAAUCAACAACAGAAAGCUAUAAUGUCAAGGACAUCUAUCUUCAGUCAUCAAUGAGCCCCAAGGUUGUUACCUGCUUUUAUCGAUCUGCAGGACAGCAAGACAAAAUCUUGAAUUGGAACUUUGAUUCUUCUGAAAAAGCAAACGAAUUUAAGCAGUCGUUAACAACAGCUAUUAGUCAUAUAAGAGCAGUAGGUGUUUCCAGUAACACUACAUCAGAUAUGCCUAGUACCACCCAGACAGUCUCACAAUCCACUGGAUUCUCAUGGAAUACAUUUUCACCGUCUGCUAGUAAAGACCAAGAGAAGAAGACUGUGAGCCAAUCACCCCAUGUUAAUCAGUCACCUACUGUAAAUCAGACAGGUGAAAUAUCCAAAACUGUGGAAGCUAAUAAUUCUCUGGAAGAUUUUGAACCAAAUGUACAUUUUAAACCAGUCAUUGAUCUUCCCGAUCUGGUUGCCUUAACAACAGGUGAGGAAAGCGAAAUCAAAAUUUACAGUGAUCGAGCCAAGUUAUACAGAUACGACUCCCAAUCAAGCCAGUGGAAAGAAAGAGGUGUCGGGGUAUUCAAAAUUUUGAAGUCACAGGACACAAAUAAAUUCCGCUUUUUAAUGCGCAGAGAUCAAGUACUGAAGAUUUGUGCAAAUCAUCUCCUAACUAAAGAAAUGAAGUUAUCUCCCAUGACUAAUUCUGACAAAGCUUGGUGCUGGGUAGCUGAGGAUUUUGCUGAUGAAGAAAUGAAACCUGAGCAGUUCGCUUUAAGACUUAAAAAUAAGGAAAUGGCUUAUAAGUUCAAAGAAGAAUUUGAAAAAUGUCAAAAGGAAUUGGAAACAAAUGAGGUUAGUGUUAAAUCAAAAGAUAUUGAACAACCUACAAAACCAAGCAACAAAACUGAAGUGGUGCCUUUAUCAGAUGUGUUUAAAGCUAAAGCAGAUACAUGGGAAUGUAGUGGUUGUCUUUGUCGUAAUGAAAGCAAAGUUAAAAUCUGUCCUGCUUGUACUACUCCAAAACCCGGGGAAAAAUCAGCCUCUGCUCAAAAAGUAGAUAUAGAUUCAAGUAAAUUUAGCUUUGGAUCUGGUGGAGGAUUUUCUGUUCAGACACAACCCACCAAAGAAUCGUCAUUCUUCUCAACCACGACAAAGAACACGGCUGGUGGUUUCAGUUUCCAACAAAAGAUUGACACCAAAGUUCCUGCAGGUGAAUUUAGUUUCCAGCCAAAGUCAGAUUUAAAGGAGGCUGUGGGUGGAUUUAGUUUUCAACAAACAACAGGUUCUAAAGCUCCUGCUGGUGGAUUUAGUUUUCAACAAGAUAGUGAUUCAAAUGCAACCACUGGUGGAUUUAGUUUUCAACCCAAACCAAAUACAACUAAAAAGGAUGUCUCAGUAGACAACAAAAAGGUUGAAGUACCAUCAAGCAACCAAACAAAAUCAGUUCCUUUAUCAGAUGUGUUUAAAGCUAAAACAGAUACAUGGGAAUGUAGCGGCUGUCUUUGUCGUAAUGAAAAUACAGUUAAAAUCUGUCCGGCUUGUACUACUCCAAAACCUGGGGAAAAAGCCGCCCCUGCUCCGAAAGUAGAUCUAGCUUCAAGUAAGUUUAGCUUUGGAUCUGGUGGAGGAUUUUCUGUAGACUGCAAAAAGGUUGAAGCACCAUCAAGCAACCAAACAAAAUCAGUUCCUUUAUCAGAUGUGUUUAAAGCUAAAACAGAUACAUGGGAAUGUAGUGGCUGUCUUUGUCGUAAUGAAAAUACAGUUAAAAUCUGUCCUGCUUGUACUACUCCAAAACCUGGGGAAGAAUCUGCCCCAGUGCCAAAAGUAGAUCUAGAUUCAAGUAAGUUUAGCUUUGGAUCUGGUGGAGGAUUUUCUGUACAAACACAACCAACUAAAGAAUCUCCCUUCAUCCCUACAGAUACAAAAAAUACUCUGAAACCUGCUUCAGUUCCGGGCAUAGCAAAUGUGGCUAAGCCAUUUACUUUUGGGUCAGCUGGGGGUUUCAGUUUUACACAGAAGACAGAUUCAAAAGAACCAUCUGGUGGAUUUAGUUUUCAACCAGCAACAGAUUCAAAAGUCACUGCCGGUGGAUUUAGUUUUCAAGCAACAACUGGUUCAAAAGAAACUGUUUCUGGUACUAGUCAGGCUUUUGAAAAUAUAUUCUCUCCUGUAUCAUCAACAGAUGGUGAGAAAAUGCAGGCUUUGGGAAGUAAAACCCAACCAGUACCAUUAUCAGAGGUGUUUAAACCCAAAACAGAUAGAUGGGAAUGUAAUGGUUGUCUUUGUCAAAAUGAAAACACUGUUAAAAUAUGCCCAGCAUGUUCAACUCCUAAACCAGGGGAGAAACCAACCCCUUCAGUCUCUGCUUCAAAAUUCCAGCUUGAUUCAAGUAAAUUUAGUUUUGGAUCUGGUGGUGGAUUUGCUGUACAAACACAACCAACAAAAGAUUCCCCAUUUUUACAAACAGAAUCCAAAGAUGCCGCAAAGAGUCAGACUAUUAAAAACGUAUUUGGCACAGAAACUUGUGACGCGGCCCAAAAAUUCAGAGACGAGUUUAAGGAUUUAGGCACCGAUAAGAAAAAAGAAGCUGUUAAAGGUUUUGAAAAAUCUCCUACAUCUGUCAGCAAACCUCAGCCUGUCUUUGGUAGCACUGAUCAAUUUGUAUUUGGAUCUACUAAUAAAUUUGGUGCCAAGCCUGAAACACCAGCUCAAGAAGCCUGUCCAACAGAAUCGAAAGAGGUGCCAAAAACAAGUAUUUUCCAAAACCCCUUUGGCAGCAGUGGGUUUACUUUUAGCCUUAAACCAACAGAGCUAAAAGAACCAUCAGUUGCUGCCUCUCCUGCUAAGAAUAUUUCCAAAGCAGCUGCUGACUCCACUGAAGCUGUAACUAAUGAGGAUAUGUACAUAAAUAAAGAAGGUGAUGACUCCCAUAUUGUUUUUGAACCGAUUAUACCGCUACCAGAAAAGGUGGAAGUAAAAACUAUGGAAGAAGAUGAAGAUGUAUUGUUCAACAACCGAGCCAAAUUAUAUCGUUUUGUGGAUGGAGAAUGGAAGGAGAAGGGUCUUGGUGUUAUGAAGAUAUUGGAACACAAACAGACUGGAAGCAGACGUAUUGUAAUGAGAAGAGAUCAAGUACAUAAAGUUUGUUGUAAUCAUCGAAUCACACCAGAUCUAGUAAUUAAACCUAUGAUUAAAUCAGAAGGCAAAGCUUUAGUCUGGUUUGCUGUUGACUUUUCAGAUGAAGAAGAAAAAGUUGAGCAGUUGUCAGCUAGAUUUAAGACUGCUGAAAUUGCUGCAAACUUUCAAGCACUAUUUGAAGAAUCCAAAGAAAAAGCUACUGCUAACGCAUCGAUAACCAAAGGCUCACCUUCUAAGGAUGUUACCAAAGCAGCUGCUGACUCCACUGUAACAGCAACUAAUGAAGAUAUGUACAUAAAUAAAGAAGGUGAUGACUCCCAUAUUGUUUUUGAACCGAUUAUACCGCUACCAGAAAAGGUGGAAGUAAAAACUAUGGAAGAAGAUGAAGAUGAAUUGUUCAACAACCGAGCCAAAUUAUAUCGUUUUGUGGAUGGAGAAUGGAAGGAGAAGGGUCUUGGUGUUAUGAAGAUAUUGGAACAUACCCAGACAGGAAGCAGACGUAUUGUAAUGAGAAGAGAUCAAAUACACAAAGUUUGUUGUAAUCAUCGAAUCACACCAGAUCUAGUAAUUAAACCUAUGAUUAAAUCAGAAGGCAAAGCUUUAGUCUGGUUUGCUGUUGACUUUUCAGAUGAAGAGGAAAAAGUUGAGCAGUUGUCAGCUAGAUUUAAGACUGCUGAAAUUGCUGCAAACUUUCAAGCACUAUUUGAAGAAUCCAAAGAAAAAGCUUCUACCAACACCUCGAUAACCAAAGAUGAUGAUGAGGACAAAGGUGUAGAAAAUGAGGAAGAGGAUGAUAAUGAGGACAAGGAAGAUGAUAAGGAAGACGAGGAAGAUGAUAAGGAGGAUGAUGAUGAUGAUGAUGAUGUGAUAAUAGAAGAGACCAUAUAUGCAACUGAAGAAGAAGUUGAACAAGCUAGAAAGUAUAUGUUACCAGACCACUUUUAUUUGUAUAAGUUAAAGAAACCAUGUCCAGGUUGUAUUGGCUGUGACGAUGGUGAUAGAUCUGUAGCGCAGAAAGCGUCUUCUAGUCCAAUACAAAAACCUAUCUUUGAAAGCACUCAACCAUCAUUUUCCUCGCUUGCUUCAGGAGGUGAAAAUAUAUUUAGUGAGGAUGGUAAAGAAAAAUCAAGUAACGUUACUGGAUUUUCAUUUUCUUCAGAGAAGAUAAGUGCUGAACCAUCCUUUUCCUCGCUAGCUUCUAGUGGAGAAAAUAUAUUCACUCAAUUUAAUAAAGAUAAACCAAGUUUUCAAAGUGAUGCUCCUUCCUUUUCAUCAUUGGCAUCAGGAGGAGAAAAUCUUUUUACCAGUCCAUUUAAUAAAGAUCAGCCAGCUUUUGCUAGUAAUGCGCCAACGUUCUCUACACUAGCAUCUGCUAGUGAAAGUAGUUUUGGUCAGACAAGUAAAGGAAAUAAACCGUUUAAAUGGAGUGGAGCAGGACAGAAAUUAUUUAACACAUCUGGUAAUCAGGAUGAUGAUGAUAGUGUACAUCAUGAGGCUGGAGAUGAUAUACAUUUUGAACCUAUAAUACCACUACCUGAUCUUGUAGAAGUGGUUACAGGUGAAGAAGACUGGCAGAUCAUAUUUACACAGAGAUCUAAACUAUAUAGAUAUGAUAAAUCUACUAGUCAGUGGAAGGAGAGGGGUACUGGUGAUAUGAAAGUAAUGAAGCACCAAGAUAAAGAUUUAUACCGUCUACUGUUUAGAAGAGAACAAGUAUUUAAAGUUGUAUGUAAUCAUAUGAUAUCAUCUGCUAUAAAUAUGAAGCCCAUGGAGACAUCAGACAAAGCCUGGUGCUGGGUCGCCGAAGAUUUUAGUGAAGAGGAAGGCAAAGUAGAGAACUUUGCUGUCAAAUUUAAGAAUAUUGAACUGGCUGCUAAGUUUAAAGAAACAUUUGAUGGAAUUAUUGCUACUCUACAAGAAAAGGAAGCUAGCAGGGAACAAGAUAAAAGUUUGGAUGAAACUGUUACUACUGAUGAUAAUGAUGAUGAUAAUGAUGGUGAUAAUGAUCAUGAAGAACAUAUUGAUGUAUUAUUUGAUAAAAGAGUUACAAUUUUUACUAAGGUUGACAAUAACUGGACGAAACAAGGAACUGGUAAUUUAAAAGUUGCAUUACGUGAAGAUGUAAAUGGUAAUGCUAUUGAUUUAACUACUGAUGAUGGUAAUUGUGUCUGUAAUCAUAUUGUCUGUCAAGAAUAUUAUAUCACCCUGGAACGAGCAAGAAAGACAUGUAUGUGGUCAGCAGUAGAUUUUUCAACAGGUCCGCCUAUAAUGUGUGAAUUUAAAGCCCAGUUUAGUUCACCUGCUUCAGCUGAAGAAUUCUUUACAGUUUUUAGAUAUAGUCUCAAGUUAGCAGCCGAUUCAGAGCUUUCAAAAAUCAGUACAAAUGUGAAUGGUGAAGAUUGACGUAAAUUAAGGACACUGUUUAUCUAACAUUAUCUCGGUGUGUUAUAUUGUCAACAAAUAUGUUUGUAGCAAUUCCUAUGUAGGAAGACUACAAAUAAGAAGCUCAAAUAUAGUGUACCGUGUGCUAACUUAAAUCCUGGAAUCAAAAUAAAACUGUGAUUUCAAACAAAUGUUUGUGUAAGCAUUCUUGAUAAAAGUGUGUGGACUGGACUGGACUGGAACUUAUGGAUUUAUAAAUAAAAUCUGAAUUUCUUUUAUGCCUACCAUUAUGUUUCUAAAGUCAUUGUAUCCGAAGAAAAGUCUUGAAUAUAUUUCCAUUUUAUGGUGAAUUGUUGUUCCAUUUUUUGUAAAAAAAAAACCCGCAAAGAUAAAUCAAGCGAUUUAUUAAAUAGUGCUAAAUAGUCAGAAUUCCUUUUGUUGCAAAUUAAACUACACCAUUUUGAUUUUAUUUCUUUGGGUACCCUUUUUAAAAUUAUACCGCUUCAGAUCAUGAAGAACAAUAAAAUUGUUUCUGUUGUAAUAUAUUGAAUUGUACAUGUAUAUGUAACUGGUAAUCAUGUAUAAAAUUAAUUUAUGUAUUUCACUCAGCUGGUUCAACCUUCUUGGCUGGACUCAUUAUUAAUAUAUCUUGUCAAAUAUGUACAUUCAAACUAUAUUGGAGAUAAAAAAUAAAUGUUUUCCUCAAAACCGAA